AUGCACUCAGCACAUAGAAGCCGACAUGCACUGACCUGGUCAGUCGGUUUGAAGCUAACACUACUGCAGCCGGAAGCCCCGCUGACAAACCCCUUCAAUAGAGCCUCAGACCCAAAGAUGGAUGCAUCAUUAUCAGCUUGCGAGUCGUCAUCCUCUGUGAAUGUGGCAGGAUAUUCGACUGCCAGUGGUUGUCAGUGCACUUGCGGAAGAAGCUUCGCUCAACUCAAUGUGUACGCAAACCACCAAAGGACAUGUAGAAAGCAGAAGAAGUAUCUUUCAAAUGCACUAGCAAAGGCCAAAGAGGUAUGGACCACAAGAAAAAAGCUGUGUAGAGAAGGCGAACAAGACGGUUUAGCUGCUCCUCCCAUCAUUGAUCAUAAUGUAGAAACUUGGACCUCGCGAGCAGGAGAAAGCGGGGUGCACCCACAGCUAGGCCAUAUAUUUUCCGGCUCAAAAUUCACAUCCGAUCAGACUACUUUCAAUGGAGAAGAGUACAGUUCAGCACUCCCAGGAUCAGGCAUCGAAAUUGAAAGCAAUGAUGGAUGUAGGCCUCCAGAGUCUUUGCAUGCAGUUGAUGACCCACAAUCACUAGCUGAGCAUCGCCCACAAUGCCUCAAUUGUCGUCUUCCCACACAGGUUUUGAGAUAUCCUCUCUCAACCUCCACCCUCAUCCCUGGCUGA
Molecule: messenger RNA, 681 nt
Organism: Suillus discolor
Lineage: Eukaryota; Fungi; Basidiomycota; Agaricomycetes; Boletales; Suillaceae
Exons: 5
Coding region: 1-681 (226 amino acids)
Source: RefSeq, a predicted model, not a curated record